This is a messenger RNA of Prunus armeniaca (apricot), 228 nucleotides long. The record is from the annotation of a GenBank genome assembly. Lineage: Eukaryota; Viridiplantae; Streptophyta; Magnoliopsida; Rosales; Rosaceae.
AUGCAUCUCCUACAUAUAAAGGUUGUGAGAGCUAAAAUUGAAAAUGCCCCUGCCACUGCAGUUAUUGUAUUCAAGGAAUCUGACAAAAUGGCUCAACUGAAGCAAAAACAGCUGGAAUCCGGUUUCGAACUAUUUAGGAAGUUUGCAAAAAUUGUGUAUGCAGAAGGAAAGUGGGACAUCACUGUGGGAGGGGUCAUGAAUUUAAUGGGUCGCGGUCGCCGUAUUUGA